AUGCAAGUGACAUCUCAGAAAGUCUUCUUUAUUCACCAUGACCACAAUUGAUCAACAGCACAUUCCUUUCUACCAGCAACGCUGGGUCACACCGCCGCCUACAACAACCCUACCUCCGCAGGUUGUCUCCAAAGUCGCACUUCGAUUUGCUACUCCAGCAUCUUCGCCACGUGAUGUGUCCAUUUCACCGAGUUCAAACUCAAAACAAAAGACAUUCUUGCCUCGAACCGCACUUCAGGGAUCAGCGGACCAUAAUACCAAUUUUGAAAAGCUACUAGGCUUUCAAGAAUGGCUACAUCGGCGAGAGUUCUGGGAAGAGUGUGCUAUUUUGGAGCGAAUGCACUAUAAAAACAAAUCACAACAUAGGCAGGCAGGCUAUUUUCAACGGCUAUGUGAGUGUCGCCGCCUUACUUCACGCAUCAAAGAAGUCAAUAUGGUCGGACUUAUUGAUGAACUUGUAAAGAAGUUUUAUUCUGAGAAAAGCUUGAAAACCGUAUCUGCUUCAAACCUUCAAUGGGACUCCAUUCCCUAUCGGUCAACCGUGGCUUUCACAAUGACUCGCAUAAUCAGCCUAGUUUUGUUGCACAAAAAAUUACAAACAGCUCUUCAUGAGACAUAUGGAGCAUGCUACCAGCUCAUGUCGAAAACACAGUUUAUGUCAUUCGCCUUAGUUGCAAUUGGACUGUGUAGCAGACUGUCUCUCUUAUCAAAAGCAUGGGUUGGUGAGUUGAUGGAUUGUUACGAAUUACUAAGUGAAUGGAUCAAAUCAUUCCCAAACGAAAAAGGCCAUUCAGAGCUUGUUGACUUUGAGGCGCAACUCCCGGAGUCUUUACAAAGUAUUGUUGUGGGCUAUCAUUCUGAGGACUCAGAUGCACUUUCCCUGCCAUUAACAAUACAUUCAAGUAAGCGACAUGAAGAAUCACCAACAUUGGCACAGGAUUUGGGCGAAGUUAUUCAGCGAUCAUCUUUUCUACCUUCUUCAGAAUCACCUUUGGCGCCACAUACACUGCAUAUCUCGAAGCAACGAACGAUCUCUUCCUCAUCUUCAGAUAAAUCAAAUUGUGAGGAAGGCAAUGAUAUAUCCUUUAACAGUGACGGCAACCGACGGUCCGACCUUUUCAUGGAAAAUGAUAAUGUGUUUGGAAAGAUGGCCUCAUCUUCUCUUGCAGGCAUGGAAAAACCAAAGAAAAUGAAACUGGAUUUGGAUACAAUUUUCAGCAAGGAUGAGAAACAAAAAAGGCAAGGAAUCAAGGAAAAGAAAAAGCUAGGCAAGAAAUAUAGUGGAAACGGGACUGAAUCCAAUUCUUCCACAUCUCCAUCUAUACGAUCUUCGCCUGAACCGAGUACUCGCAUUAGACUUGAGAGCGGCAAAGGCUCUAUUGGUAAUUUUGAUGACAUUUUCGAUCACGAUCAAUCAAAGAUCGCACCGCCAUCUCCGUCUGUGAAAGGAUCCGCACCACUGCCAAGAAAGGCCGUACAGAAGGAGAAGAGUAAGGGCAAGGGCAAUAACAAGAGAGAGAUUGAAGAUAUCUUUGGAGCGAUCAUCAACCAGAAGAAGUCGAAGACAACAGAGAUUGACAACAUUUUUGGAUUGUCGGUCAAGAAAAAGGACAAGUUAAUUAAAUAAGUCUACGCAUCUGAUUGGUUGGAGAUAUAGUAUAUAUUUAUAUAAUAC
Molecule: messenger RNA, 1675 nt
Organism: Lobosporangium transversale
Lineage: Eukaryota; Fungi; Mortierellomycota; Mortierellomycetes; Mortierellales; Mortierellaceae
Exons: 4
Coding region: 38-1627 (529 amino acids)
Source: RefSeq, a predicted model, not a curated record